Fonsecaea multimorphosa CBS 102226 is the source of this 1485-nucleotide messenger RNA. RefSeq lists its product as uncharacterized. NCBI's taxonomy places the organism in Eukaryota, Fungi, Ascomycota, Eurotiomycetes, Chaetothyriales, Herpotrichiellaceae. Gene Ontology annotation, cellular component: CCR4-NOT complex; P-body; CCR4-NOT core complex. The coding region runs from base 1 to 1485 and encodes 494 amino acids. Gene Ontology annotation, molecular function: nucleic acid binding; poly(A)-specific ribonuclease activity. The record is from RefSeq and is a predicted model, not a curated record. The transcript has 2 exons.
AUGGCUCCUCCGCGUUAUGGAAAUCAGUCCAUGAACGGACCUUAUCAUAUGCAACAAAAUCACCUUCAGUCUCACGCGUCCUCACAUCAACAUGGUGCCCUGCCGCCUCCGACUCACCUCGGCACCCCGUCGUUCGGUGCCGCUGGCUCCUCUAACGCAAGUCCAUUCGCUUUGGCCGGCAACUUAAACAAUGGCUUUGAGCGUGGCAUGCUCGAUGGCGGCCUUCUUCCGAGUCAAAUCGCUCAAAUGGGUUUCUCAAGAGGUGGUCCAGUGCAGGGUCACCAAUCGUACGAUGGGUUGGGGGUGCCACUGGAGAACAAGGACGAUGCUAGGAUUCGGAACGUCUGGAAGCAUAACCUCAAGGAAGAGAUGGCGACGUUGAGACAACUUGUGGAUGUCUACCCGUACAUUGCCAUGGACACCGAAUUCCCAGGUAUUGUCGCGCGGCCCAUCGGCCAGUUUACCACAAAAGCCGACUAUCACUAUCAAACAUUACGGUGUAAUGUCGACCUCCUCAAGAUGAUUCAACUGGGGAUAACUCUUUUCAAGCCUGACGGCACCCUUCCUCCGCCCGACGCCGCUCCUUCGCAGAAGUCCCAGUUCCACCAAAAUGCUCUAGCUACACCAUGCACGUGGCAAUUCAACUUUAAGUUCUCUCUGGAGACUGACAUGUAUGCAAGAGAGUCGACACAAAUGCUUUCGAAAGCUGGCAUCGACUUUGACCGGCAUGCGAAGCAUGGCAUCGAUCCCAAUGACUUUGGUGCACUGUUGAUCAGUUCUGGUCUGGUGCUGGACCCUGAUGUUCAUUGGAUCUCGUUUCACUCGGGCUAUGACUUUGGUUACCUCAUGAAACUUAUGAUUUGCAAGCCCUUACCCGAGGACGAAGUAACGUUCCACAAGUAUUUGGAGAGGUUCUUCCCCUCCUUGUUUGACAUCAAAUUCAUUCUCAAGCACGCUGGUGUUAAAGGUCAAGUCAACAGCGGACAACCCCUCUCUCAGGAAGCGGCGAUGAUGGUCCAACGCAUAAUGACCAAGUCGGGUCUCCAAGACAUCGCCGAAGAGCUGGCAGUGGCGAGAAUCGGACAAGCACACCAAGCGGGCUCAGACUCCCUGCUUACUGGGCAGGUGUACUUCAAGAUGAAGGAGAAGAUUUUCAACGGCACCAUUGAGGAGGAAAAGUACCGCUCUCAAGUCUGGGGACUCAAUGCGCAGAUGCCAACAGGUGGAAAUGCGACUGGUGGGGGAGGCGCUCCAGGGGCGACACGCGACUUUAACACUCCGAACAUGAAUGGAGCGACCUUCUACAACCAGAAUGGAACACCGACGACGCCGCAGACUGGUAAUAUCGGUCUGGCAGGUGGACAGGGCGGAGGAGGACCUUCUUCGCACACGCCUGUCCCUGCACAUACUGGCGGCGCCGGGAUGAUGGGGUCCAUGACACCUGGAGGGUUUGGAAAUUUCCAGUACCAGAAGGCGAUGAGUUAG